Messenger RNA from Monodelphis domestica (gray short-tailed opossum), 7261 nucleotides. It is a transcript of the gene DHX8, whose product is annotated as DEAH-box helicase 8. Gene Ontology annotation, biological process: spliceosomal complex disassembly; mRNA splicing, via spliceosome. Gene Ontology annotation, cellular component: intracellular anatomical structure; catalytic step 2 spliceosome. Lineage: Eukaryota; Metazoa; Chordata; Mammalia; Didelphimorphia; Didelphidae. Gene Ontology annotation, molecular function: ATP binding; RNA binding; RNA helicase activity. The record is from RefSeq and is a predicted model, not a curated record.
AGGAAGGUAAACAAGGAAGUGGGAGUGGCUGCCGACCCGGAAGUAGAAGUGGUGAACCGGCGGCGGCUCGGGACGAGAAACUGUACUUAAGUUAAGGGGGCUUGGCCAUCCGCGAUGGCCGAGCCGGGACCCGCCGAAGAGCUCGCAAAGCUCGAGUACCUGUCCCUGGUUUCAAAGGUGUGCACUGAGCUGGACAACCACCUGGGGAUCAACGACAAGGACCUGGCUGAAUUUGUGAUCAAUCUUGCUGAGAAAAAUACAACCUUCGAAACUUUUAAAGCUUCCCUCACCAAAAAUGGUGCCGAAUUCACAGACUCUCUUAUAAGCAACUUGUUACGUCUCAUACAGACCAUGCGGCCCCCAGCAAAGCCUUCUGCUGUCAAAGAUCCAGUUGUUAAACCAAAGACAGAAAAAGAAAAGCUCAAGGAACUGUUCCCAGCACUUUGCCGACCAGACAAUCCUACAGUCCGGACCAUGCUUGAUGAAGAUGAUGUCAAAGUAGCCGUGGAUGUCCUCAAAGAGCUGGAAGCUCUAAUGCCCAGUGCUGCCGCACAUGAGAAGCAAAGAAAUUCUGAACACUGCGACAGGGCAAAGAAGAAGAAACGGAGUCGGAGUCGAAGCCGAGACAGAGACCACAAACGAAGACAUCGGUCUCGAUCAAGGUCACGCUCUAGGACUCGGGAUAGGAAUAAAGGGAAAUCCAGAUACCGAUCUAGGAGCAGAAGUCAAAGUCCUAUCAAAGACCGUAAGGACCGUGAUAAAUAUGGGGAGAAGAACAAUGACAGAUGGCGAGACAAACAUGUGGACCGGCCCCCUCCUGAAGAGCCUUCCAUUGGGGAAAUUUACAAUGGCAAAGUUACCAGUAUCAUGCAGUUUGGGUGUUUUGUGCAACUGGAAGGACUAAGGAAACGGUGGGAAGGUUUAGUUCACAUUUCCGAGCUUCGCCGGGAAGGCCGAGUGGCCAAUGUUGCUGAUGUUGUGAGCAAAGGCCAGAGGGUUAAGGUGAAAGUCCUGUCUUUUACUGGGACUAAAACCAGCCUGAGUAUGAAGGAUGUGGAUCAGGAUACUGGAGAAGAUCUGAAUCCAAAUCGACGCAGGAACCUUGUUGGGGAAACCAAUGAGGAAACCUCUAUGAGGAACCCUGAUAGACCCACUCACCUCUCCCUUGUUAGUGCCCCAGAAGUAGAAGAUGACACACUUGAACGGAAACGCCUCACCCGGAUCUCAGAUCCUGAGAAAUGGGAGAUCAAACAGAUGAUUGCAGCCAAUGUACUUUCCAAAGAAGAGUUUCCAGAUUUUGAUGAAGAGACGGGAAUCCUUCCUAAAGUGGAUGAUGAAGAAGAUGAGGACCUGGAGAUUGAAUUGGUUGAGGAAGAACCUCCAUUCCUGAGAGGACACACCAAACAAAGCAUGGACAUGAGCCCCAUUAAGAUUGUUAAGAAUCCUGAUGGCUCCUUGUCCCAAGCAGCAAUGAUGCAGAGUGCUUUGGCCAAAGAAAGGAGAGAACUCAAACAGGCCCAACGUGAAGCGGAGAUGGACUCUAUCCCUAUGGGACUCAACAAACACUGGGUGGAUCCUCUACCUGAUGUGGAUGGGAGGCAGAUUGCUGCCAACAUGCGGGGCAUUGGGAUGAUGCCUAAUGACAUACCUGAGUGGAAGAAGCAUGCUUUUGGGGGCAACAAAGCAUCUUAUGGUAAAAAGACCCAGCUGUCAAUCAUUGAGCAGAGGGAAAGUCUCCCCAUUUUCAAACUCAAAGAGCAGCUUGUUCAGGCUGUUCAUGACAAUCAGAUCCUGAUUGUUAUUGGAGAGACUGGUUCGGGGAAGACAACACAGAUCACACAGUACCUUGCUGAGGCAGGUUACACCUCCAGGGGGAAAAUUGGAUGUACACAACCUCGAAGGGUGGCGGCAAUGUCAGUGGCCAAAAGAGUAUCUGAGGAGUUUGGUUGUUGCUUAGGCCAAGAGGUAGGCUACACUAUUCGUUUUGAAGACUGCACCAGCCCAGAAACAGUCAUCAAAUACAUGACAGAUGGGAUGUUGCUCAGGGAGUGUUUGAUUGAUCCCGACCUUACUCAGUAUGCAAUCAUCAUGUUGGACGAGGCUCAUGAGAGAACAAUUCACACAGAUGUUCUCUUUGGAUUGUUGAAAAAGACAGUGCAAAAACGGCAAGACAUGAAGCUAAUUGUUACCUCAGCCACAUUAGAUGCUGUGAAAUUUUCCCAGUAUUUCUAUGAGGCUCCCAUUUUCACCAUUCCAGGCCGAACAUAUCCGGUGGAAAUUCUCUACACUAAAGAACCUGAGACAGAUUACUUGGAUGCCAGCCUGAUUACAGUCAUGCAGAUCCAUUUAACUGAACCACCAGGUGAUAUCCUGGUAUUUCUGACUGGUCAGGAAGAAAUUGAUACAGCUUGUGAGAUCUUGUAUGAACGCAUGAAGUCUCUGGGACCUGAUGUGCCUGAAUUAAUCAUCCUCCCUGUGUAUUCUGCUCUACCAAGUGAGAUGCAAACCCGGAUCUUUGACCCAGCUCCUCCUGGUAGCAGGAAGGUUGUAAUUGCUACCAACAUAGCUGAGACUUCUCUGACUAUUGAUGGGAUCUACUACGUGGUGGACCCUGGGUUUGUGAAGCAGAAAGUGUACAACUCCAAGACUGGGAUCGACCAGCUGGUGGUGACUCCCAUCUCUCAGGCUCAGGCAAAGCAGAGGGCUGGCAGAGCUGGGAGAACAGGGCCUGGAAAAUGUUAUAGACUCUACACAGAACGUGCCUACCGAGAUGAAAUGCUGACCACCAACGUGCCUGAGAUCCAGAGAACUAAUUUAGCCAGCACGGUGCUUUCUCUCAAGGCCAUGGGCAUCAAUGACCUGCUUUCCUUUGACUUCAUGGAUGCCCCCCCAAUGGAGACUCUGAUCACAGCCAUGGAGCAACUGUACACAUUAGGAGCCCUGGAUGAUGAGGGCCUGCUCACCCGUCUGGGCCGAAGGAUGGCAGAGUUUCCCCUGGAGCCAAUGUUGUGCAAGAUGCUGAUCAUGUCUGUGCAUCUAGGCUGCAGUGAAGAGAUGCUCACCAUUGUGUCCAUGCUGUCAGUGCAGAAUGUCUUCUACAGGCCCAAGGAUAAACAAGCCCUUGCAGAUCAGAAGAAAGCCAAAUUCCACCAGACCGAAGGUGACCACCUCACUCUUUUGGCUGUGUACAAUUCUUGGAAGAACAACAAAUUUUCCAACCCCUGGUGUUAUGAGAAUUUCAUACAGGCUCGUUCCUUGCGCCGAGCCCAGGAUAUCCGUAAACAGAUGUUGGGCAUCAUGGAUAGACAUAAGCUGGAUGUGGUGUCCUGCGGCAAGGCUACAGUCCGUGUACAGAAAGCCAUCUGCAGUGGUUUCUUCCGAAAUGCUGCCAAGAAGGACCCACAAGAGGGCUAUCGAACUUUGAUUGACCAGCAGGUGGUCUAUAUUCAUCCCUCCAGUGCUCUCUUCAACAGACAGCCGGAAUGGGUGGUAUACCAUGAGCUGGUGCUAACUACCAAGGAGUACAUGCGGGAGGUCACCACCAUUGACCCCCGGUGGCUGGUGGAGUUUGCCCCAGCCUUCUUCAAGGUAUCAGACCCCACAAAGCUCAGCAAGCAGAAGAAGCAGCAGCGGCUUGAGCCCCUGUACAACCGCUAUGAGGAGCCAAAUGCUUGGAGGAUCUCCCGGGCUUUCCGGCGGCGGUGACAAGGGAGCCACAGUCACACAAAGUGCUCAGUUCUGGGUUCCCCCUGUGGGAUAAGAGGUCCAGGACUCUAGUGACUUAUUUAAAACUCACUUGGGCUGAGAGACCCCAAAACCAAAGGAGGACAUCCUGAACUUGACUCUCAUUUCUUUCCUUGUGGUGAAAUCUUCAGAAGGCAAGAGCCCACCUGGCCUUGAGAUACACUCAACCCUCUUGGCUGGGUCCAUCGUGGAUCCUGUGAAGGACAGGUAUGUAGCACCUUUUUCUGCACAGCUGGAUUAAGAGGAACUGCUUUCUCUUUUCUGAACAACUCAUACUACAAGAUCUUUGGACCAAAGGGCCCUAAUAUGCCAAGCACUGAAGUCCUCACCCAUCAGCCCAGUGCUUUUUGAAGGCUUAGCAGCAGUGUCCAAGUAUCAGUGCCCUGGCUGUCUGUCUACUCUCCAACCUGUUUCUUCAAGCUUAACCCUUUGGAAAUAUAUAUUUGUUUAUUUUUAAAUACAUAUGUAUAUUUUUUUUCUGCAUUUGUUUCUUUUAGAUAAAAUGUUAAUAUGUUGGCAAGUCUUAGUGAAAUUUAGGAUCUGUAGCUUGGGGGAGCACAUGGUAAAAGAUUCCCCCUUCUUCCUCCUCCCCAAAACCAAAGCCUUUGUGCCUGGGCCGGGCCUGGGCAGGACACACAUUGGGCUGGGAGUCUUGUCUUUCAGCACUGUCUCUAGCCUAGCUAAGAACUCUAGGUCACCUAGUGAUUAACCACAUCCAUUCCACAGAGUGCUUCAGUCUAGGGGUCUGAGUAGUUACAGAUGUUGGAUACAGAGGAUUUCCCCCACUACAAAAUGUGUAAUGUGUCUUAUUUCCUCUUUAAAAAUGCUAGGUGACAUCACAACCUUUUAUUUAAUUUCCACCCCCAUCAUCCCCUUCCACAAAACAGACCCAGUAUUCCUCCAGGAACUCUUGUAAAUUUUAACAAAGAGGCUUUUUGUAGCAAAACACACAUAUCUUUCUUGGAGAUGGUUUGUGGAUGCCUAACAGCUGACUUCAAGCCCUUCUGAAGCAGCCCUGAAUUUCCUCUUUUUCCUUGCUCACCUUUCCUAGGUCUUUGCUUAGAUUUGCCACAUAAUAUGCUUGUUCAUUCUCCAGUUACAGUGCUGCCCCAUUUGAAUAGUUGGUAGUACCAGUAUGAGGCACUGACACUGUGAAAACUGCUUUUGUAUGUUCUAGAGGUGCCAAGAGAUAGAAUGGGCUCCCCAAAAGCAACCUUGCAUGAAGAAGUCAAGGCCCAUGGUGUGUCCUAGAAUGUUUUGGGUGUAGUGUCUGCCUCUGGCCAAAUCUUUGGUGUCCAAAGGCAUUACUGAUCUUUAACUGGCCCUAAAUUCUCCACAUUGGACUUAAGGUGGUUAUUAGGAACCUAUAACAGUUCUUUCAAAGAGAAACAUCUCUCCCCAAGGGCUGUCUUGUUAAUGGGCUGCUAUGCUUCCUUGGCUGGCUUUGCUUCCCCUCUUGUCCAUUUAGGAAGGGUGGACCAGAUUUAAAUAUGUAAAGACCCUGAAUUCUUAGGAGUCAGAGAUUGGAAUACUGACUUUGCACUUUGUGAGACCAUGGGGUUGUGCAUUACUUCAUAGGGCCUUAGUUUCCUUUUUUGUCCCUUACUUUCUGUUCCAGUAGCAGCUCUAAAAUAGAAAGGCAAAGAUUAGGCAAAUGAGGUUAAGUGACUUAACCAGGAUCACACAACUAGGAAGGGUCUUGAGGCCAGAUUCAAACUUAGGUCCUCCCAAUUCCAGGCCUGGGGCUUUAGCCACUGAGCCACCUAAGUUUUGGGCCUUCCCCCUACCCCAGUGAUUCCUUUUCAGGUAAAUGAGAAAAUUAUACUUAGAUGAUCUCCAAAGUUCUUUCCAGCUCUAAAUCCUUUGGUCUUCUCUCCUGCUAACUUGUUGGGGAGCAAUUGUUGAAACCAGGCAGUAUGACAUCAUUAUUUUCCAUUUCUUUACCUUCCUUCUUGCUCACCUUUCUUUGUUUGCCCCUAAGAGUUGCUGUUUACUCCCUGAAAGUCCAGACCACCUGCUGGGGAACAGACUCCAUUUAGAAAUUGCCUAAGGCCAAGGGGGCAGGAAUUAUUUAGAAUGUUGGGGAAGUGUCUGGCCACCACUUCUAACCUCAGCCCCCCACUAGGUUCACCUUUUCCUUUUCUGUGUGGGGAGGAUAAAUGUUUGAAACUGAAGGAUCCUGAGAAGUUUGGGCCCUGAAGAAGCUAGAGAUUGUGCUAGGUUCACCUUGGAAUGGUCCCACAGAGAAAAAAUUGGCUUGAGGGCCUUAGGAACAGAGACCUCAUAUGUUGUGUAAAGCUUAUAUAGUGAGACUAAGAGGAGGCCUGACAAAGAACAGCACAGCUCAGAAACCUUUCUCCCUAUUUGUUUCCCCCUAGACUCGGCAUUAUGAUGGAGAGCAAGUCAGGUGUUCCUAGACAGAGUUGGAAGUAUACAUACUCCAUCAUCCUACCUUAUGGUCAUUUGGAGUAUCGAAUCCCCUUUCCCUGCACAGUACUGUUCUGAUAGAAGGUGUAAUAUAUGACUUUCUUAUCAUUGGUGGGAGGAGCACAGCUUGGCUGACCACCUACAGAGUCCAGAGACAGCUGAUGGUGGUUUGGGUGGCCACGCAGAAUGCCUCCUGGCCUCCGGCUCUGUGUGUGUUCCAGUAACCUCCUCUUGGACAGUGGGGGUGAGACACAACCUCGUGGCCUCCUCAGCCCUCACCCACGCCAGGGGCCCUGCUGAGUCUACAAGCCCUUCUGACCUUCCUUCAGGAAAGAUCAACAUGGAUUGUGGAACUGGGGCCUGUGUGGAUUCCUUCCCCUGAGCUGCUUCCCCACCCCUUCCAUUCCAGGACAGAAAAGUGCCCCCAGGAAGAACUCUGGUCCAGAUUGGACUGAGGCUGCUUUACAAUGGGGCGCUUGUUUCCCUUGGCUCAGUUUGUUUUUUUUCCUGACAUUGGGUGAUGGCUGGAGAAAGGAUAUGGAUCCCAUGCUGUGAGCUGGAAUCUUCCUGGUUAUGAAAGUCUAUUAUUCUCAAUGGCCCAGCAGGUACCCUUGCUUGGGAGUUUCCUGCUCCUUUCAUCUGAUUUGUGUUGUGUAUGCACUUGUGUCUGCAUAUGCAUGUGGAUAUUAGAUCUCAGUGGGGUGUAGGCAGGGCUUCAGAAUCCUCUGGCCCCAGCCUGAUUUCACUCGACCCACAGUAACCUUGCUUUGACCACCUUUGCUGUAUCUGAGAUGAUCAUUUCCUCCCAAUAGACUUCUACUUAUUUGGUCAAGCUUCUCAAAGUUGAAGUAGAGCAGUUGAAGGGUGGGCCAUGAGCAGCAAUGGCUAAUCCUACAAUUAGCUUUUUCAUGGGGCAGUGAUCAGCAAUUUAAUUCAGACUUUUGACUUUCUUCCUCUACUCCUUCCUAUCUGCCUCUCUGUAUUUUAUUCCUUUCUCAUUUUCUUACUCCCCUCAGUGUAGCUUUUGUCCAUCAUGUGGCAUGGAUUUGUAUUUCGAUUACUUGUAUCUAUUAAAAGAAGUUUUGUUUUC